CUUAUCGGUCCUAAAAGACUGCAUUUUAUGUGAUAUGCAUAGCUGAUUUGCUCACCCGGUACAAUGGUGGGAUUUCGAAUCUUUCAGCUGUUCUAUCAAAUGGAUCAACCACCAACGAUCGGUGCAUAUUUCCCCUGUUUGUUAUGGAUGGACAGGCUGCCAAGGUCAGGGACAGUGUAAACUAGAGAUAGUGAUUGAUAGCUCACAGUUACUGAAUGAGCUACAAUGUGGCCUAGAUAUACGGCUGACAAGAACAUGAUGUUCACUUAUUCGCAUAAGCACCUCUUUCUCUCACAGCAUUUGUUCUGGUCAUCAAAUCCUUGUUUCCUGGGUUCUUGUCUUGUGCUAGCGCUUCUACCGUUAGCCUUACACUGGUGGAUAAUUCCAACAUCUUAUUUUCCACUGUGUGUUCAAGAUGCUCUCUAGUGAGCGUGUCAAGGCCAUUUCGGUCCUCUGGGCAAUGACUGGAUUGUCGUUCAUUUUCGUUCCUCUACGCCUGUACACAAGAAUCUACAUUCUUGGGGGGCUGAAAUGGGAUGAUCAUGUUUUCAACUUGGGUUGGGUUUUUCUGCUCCUGUAUACUGUAUUCUGCACGGUUGCUGGGCAGCAUGGACUUGGCAAACCUGUUCACAUCGUGGGAAUAGAUGACGCCGCACAGGCUAUGUACAUGGAUUUGGUAGGCCAAACAUUUGCGGUCCUGGGAUUAGCGCUUGCAAAUAUUUCCCUAGGAAUAUUCUUGCUUCGGAUCGUGAUCAAAUCAUGGCAUCAAAUUACGAUUUGGAUCGCCAUGGUCAGUGUCUCAGUGGUGUCUAUUCUAGCGUCGAUCGUCUUCUGGAUCCAACGUUCUCCUUUGAAGUCCAUUUACGAUCCCAAUGUUGCUGGUCGUACUAUUGUCCCUGUUGCCCCAUUUUCAAUACUCCUCGGUGUAUGGUGCACUGUAGUGGACUUUUAUUUUGCCCUUAUCCCGUGGCUCUUCAUCUGGGAACUCAACAUAAAAUUCAAGGAGAAGAUGACCAUCGCGAUCAGUUUAAGCCUAGGUUUUAUAGCGGGCAUCUGCGGUAUUAUUCGAACCAUUGAGUUGGGCGGAUUGUUGAGUACCGACUAUACAGAAGAUAGCCCCACCCUGAUCAUCUGGUCGGCGGUCGAACUCGCCGUGACACUCAUCUGCAUCGGCAUUCCCACUGUCCGACCCCUAUAUCGAAGAGUCAUUCCUGGAUCCUCCGCCAAAAACUCACCCGAAAGCUACAAGAGGCCGAACGAAAACGGCGAAAGCGCACGCCGCUUUGAGAUGCCAAUGAGAAACUCCAGAGGGUAUCUGCAUAAGGAUGAUAUGUUAGCGACCACUACAUCCGUCGUGCGGGAUGAAGAGAUGCUGGGGGCGGGGUUUCAUGAAGAGAACAGUCAAUAUGCUGACUGUAUUCGGAUCCGACAGGAGGUGCGAAUUGAAACCACUUAGUUACUUGGAUAAAUACUCAACUACAUGAUUAUCCCCAAGUCAACUUUGAUGCCUUCCUUUUGUCUAUUCCUUUUCUUUUGUGACAUAGUUUCUUUUGUUCUUUCCGCUCCUUUCCCAUACAUUGAGAUCAUUGUUGUGGAAUUGUAUUUCUUUUGUCUUUCUCUCCCUCUCCCUUUCACGAGACAAACACAAGAAAAGAGGUGUUUUACGGAGUCCUGUAAUUUUUGCAGGGCUUCUAUAUUCUCCCGACGAAGGCGUCGCUGAAUGCCGUCAACAUACAAUGCGUUAGACGCCAUCCGACUGCAACUCUACGUGGGGUUUUUGCCCAUCUGAGCCCAGGCCGGGUUGUCUUGAGUUCCAGCCGCAGAGAGAAAUGAGCACGUGAGACUUCUAGUUGUUACUUCAUAGACAAGUGAAAGGGGAGUGUGGUUGAGACACAUACUGCUCCAUGCAAAGCCGAUUCGGUCAUGGCUGGCUGAGUAGCACUGUCAAUG
Aspergillus alliaceus is the source of this 1950-nucleotide messenger RNA. RefSeq lists its product as uncharacterized. The record is from RefSeq and is a predicted model, not a curated record. The transcript is spliced from 5 exons. NCBI's taxonomy places the organism in Eukaryota, Fungi, Ascomycota, Eurotiomycetes, Eurotiales, Aspergillaceae. The coding region runs from base 416 to 1456 and encodes 346 amino acids.